Messenger RNA from Crotalus tigris (Tiger rattlesnake), 6598 nucleotides. It is a transcript of the gene TICRR, whose product is annotated as TOPBP1 interacting checkpoint and replication regulator. Gene Ontology annotation, cellular component: nucleus. The record is from RefSeq and is a predicted model, not a curated record. The transcript has 23 exons. Gene Ontology annotation, molecular function: chromatin binding. The coding region runs from base 453 to 6155 and encodes 1900 amino acids. NCBI's taxonomy places the organism in Eukaryota, Metazoa, Chordata, Lepidosauria, Squamata, Viperidae. Gene Ontology annotation, biological process: response to ionizing radiation; DNA replication; regulation of DNA-templated DNA replication initiation.
AGGGUUGUUGUUUUUUUUGUAUGGAGCGGCCGCGGCUCCUUUAAGAAAGAAAAAAAAACCCCGAGCAUCGAGUUCGUUCUUCCGCCUGCGAAGGCGGCUGCGCCAACCUGAGUAGCCAAUCGGGAGGGCCAGAGGAGGAGUCCAGCUAUCGAGCAGGGAGGGGCGGCGCUCAGCCAAUGAGGAGCGCGCCAGGCUUCCUCCCCCCAAGCCAAUGGGAAAGCAGAGCGCGAAAGGCGCCAGCAGUUGGAUGGAUCGGGGCGACUCCGGGCGUAAUGGCGGCCGUUGGAGGGUCUCCCUCGGAGUAGGGGGCUGCUUCUCUUCGCUGGGAGCGCUGCCCGAGGAGGAUUAGCGGGCCGGAGAGCCCCCGGGGGCCAGGAAUCCACCUCAGUUCGUGUGGAUGCCCUCACCUCGCGUUUGUGAGUCUCCAGGAUCCCAGCGGCUGAAGCAUCACCAUGACCUGCUCCCACAAUGUGGUCUUCCUCUUGGAUACUGCAGAUUCCACAGAGAAGGCUCACCUUCACUUGGGCACCUUGAGGAUCUUGAACUUCUUGGCUUGCAAGUUUGGUCUCGCUAAGGUCCGAUGGGAUUUCAAAUUCUUUGACUCCAUGGGAAUCCGUGGCCGGGCUUCGCGUGUAGGCAGCUUCCGGGAGCUUGGGUCCCGAAGCUGGGAAGACUUUGAAGAGGAGCUGGAGGCCAGAUUUGGGAAGCAGCUCUGCACUCCCUGCUCACCGGGCCCAACACCACGAUCCACCGUCACUCGGAACAUUCUGAAAGAAACGUUGCUUGACUAUCAGUGGGAUCGCCCUGAAAUAGUCUCUCCUGCCAAACCGGUGCUGAGAAGUCAGAAAAACAAAUUAACUGUGACUGCGGAUAACCCUCCAGUGCAGUCCACUCAUGCGGGCUUUGCUAAUGCCAUUUUCAUCUUAUCUCCCUGCCCUCAUUCCCGGAGGGAACUCUGGCAGUUUAUUUCUGGAAACUAUGCUCCUUUCCUGGAAGAACUGCCUCCUUUGCAUGACCUGGCAGAACAAUUCCUCCCUAAGGGAAUCCAGGACAUGAUAGCCCAUCAUAAGGUCACUCUGUAUUGGAUGGACACCGCUGAAUGGUCCAAGCUUGAACCCCCUGAUCACACUGGCUACCUUAUGUUGCUUGAAGUCAUGUGCAUCCUGGGAGGCACCGUUUUGCCAUCUGAGGUCUUCACUCGGCAUUUAGAUCAUCAGAAGAAAAGGACCCUCCCAGCAUCCCCCAUGGAGCCUUCAUCUCCUGAACCAUCGUUCACGCCAUGGACUAAAAUGCUGCCUUUGGAUUCAUCUUUAUCCUGCUUAUUUUCCUCGCGUUCUUCUUUACAAACAUCCUUCCCAACUCUGGACGGAGUCCUGCUCCUCAAGGCCGACGGAAUAGAAGAAGCCUGGAGUUGCCCCGUGGUGCUGGAGCCUCUAACUCUGAACCAGAAGCACUUUGAAGGAACAGUCAUCAUACAACUUAAAUGCACUAUGGCAGACUGGAAGCCAGUGUACAUUAAACAUCUUCACACAGAGAGCUGGACACUCCAGAGUAAGCUGUCGGGACCUUCGGCUCAAGAGAUUUCUUUGUUCCAGCAGUUUGUAAAAUAUAUUCUCUCUCAAGGACUUCAUAUGGUAGCUGAAGUGACGCUUUCAUCGGGAGCUCAUUCUCCUUGUACCGGCGUUCUCUCCCCCAUCUCUGGCACCACCGCACUUCUUUCUCUCCUCUCUGCUGAGCAAGUUGCAGAAGCCGAGAGGUGCCUCCUUCAAGUCCCUGUGGCAGAGAACAUUUCCAAGGAGCUGGAGUUUUGUCUGCCAGAAGUUGUGAGCAGCGUGCUAAGUCAGGUCAUGGAGGACUCCGAUGAAGACCACCACCAAGCAGGUCCCGAGAGUUUGUGUCCAGGAUGGGCCCAGCAAGAGCUCUCAGGUGCUCAAAGCUGGAAUCCUGAUGUGCUUGAAGAUUGGUACAGUGUGUCAAACCUUUGUGGUGCAAGCUCAUACUUGAUGGAACCAUUCAGGAUGCUGCAAGCAAGUUGUCCUAAAAAUGAAGAGGACACCCCAAAAUCAGAAGUGGAGCUGAGACAGUCCCUAGCGGAAUUUUACCAGAAAAAAAAAUCUGAUCGUACAGUUUCAUCUCACCCCCGAGAUCAGAAAAAGAGAUGUGGGGUUCCCCGGACACCCAUUAGGCAGAAGAUGAAAACCAUGCCCCGUUCUCUUCAGAUGCUGAAUGUUGCCAUGCUCAACGUGAAAGCUCAAAAGCACCAGCCGGAGGGAGACCUGCCAGCGAAUAAAAAGCCACGCCAAAGGCCGCUGUCCAGAAGAUUGAAUGGGAAAGGGGAGGAAAACGGAAGGAAACGGAAAAGCAAGAUGGACUUCAGUACUGAAGGCGAAAUGCUUUCUUACCUCAGUGCAAACUACCAGAACGCUAUGAGGGAUGGAGGAAAUUUGUUUGCACGUUCUCAAGAUAUGGUGACGGCGGUUAAUACAUUUCAGAAAUCCAGUGAGGCAGCUUGUCUAGAUACGAUCCAAACAAGUCUCCUGAAGACCACCAACGCGCUUCGUCAACAACUUGCUUCUGAUCCUGAUAAAGAAACCAAAAUCAAAGAGUGCCAACUUCAAGUGUAUUUGCGCCUGGAGAUGUGCCUGCAACGUCCUUCUUUGCAAAAUAACACAGACAGAAUGGAGCAGCUUGUGCAAGAGAUGACAGAGUUACUUAGGAUGUUGUGCUUGACUAAAGAUCCAGGAUACCUCAGCAGUUUUUUGGAAGAAGUUCUAGAUAUAUAUAUGGAAUCUAUGCCAAAGACGCUUGGUGAUUUGUACUACAGUCUGGGGACGGAGAUUCCCUCUAAGUUAGCUUCCGUCCUUCCAGCGGAUUUCUUUAGCGAUGAUUCCAUUACCCAGGAGACAGAGAGCUCACCCCUUCCUGCUUCGGCUGCCUCUUUUCCACUCUCUAAGGCAGGUUCCUUAAGCACUGAAGCCGAUGAGCUAGAAGAACUUCGCAGCCGAUCUGCUAAGAAACGAAAACAUCCGCUAGCCAGACAUAGGAGUAUCGCAGAAAUGUCACAGAAUUUACGCCAAAUAGAAAUUCCUCAAGCAUCCUGGAACCACAAGAGAAAGGAUGGCUCUCAUGUGCCCCUUAAUGUCAAACUGGCACCAAUUUCCAGGAAAACGGGAGUACAAGAAGUGAUAAAGGUGAGAAGAAAUCUUUUCAAUAAAGAAACUCUACCUCUGGGCAAAGGUUCCUUACCAAAGAUGGCUCGGAGCCAGUCCGUUUCCAUUUUAGAAGAUCUAAAACACAAACGCAGCGGAUCUAAGGAAGAUAUUAAAGCUCAUCACAAGCUCUUGACCAAAAGGGUAGCAGAAACCCCCUUGCACAAGCAGAUGUCCAGGCGCCUUCUGCAGAGGCAGAUUACAGGCCGGUCUUCGGAUCCUGGGUCUGAUGUUGGCAUUGUGGAAGAAUCUCCUGAAAAGACCAUGACCUAUGGUUUAAGAAGAAGUCCGCGGAUCAAGCAAUUGAUGCAGGAUAAAUUUCUCUCCAGCUCCAUCCGCUCCCUAGAGCCAAAUAAGAGGAACACACCACAAGUGCAUUCUGCACAUCUAGAAGAACCAGGUCUGGCUUCACUUCCUAUAAAAGCCCCCCAAUCUCCUAAGAGUAUUCUCUUUGGAGAAGUUUUGGAUGGAUUUAGCUUGGGGAGAAUGGACUUUCCCCAGACGAGAAGAAAACAACUGACCUUUGAUGAGCCUGUCCCUCAGGCACCAGGGAAGAAUUAUUUUCAAUUUUCCCAGGAGCUCUUAAACCCCAAGGGCUGCACGCUGAGAAGAUCUCCUCGGAUUCAAGAAAAGGCACAGCAGGCUCCCCAGAAAACGCCAGCCCUUAAAAACUCGGUGGCCAAAUGUUUGGGAAAUCUUUUCUCCCCCCCAAGACAGAAAGCCGAAUCCUCACCUGCUUCCAUUGAAAAUCAGGAAUCCCGUCCGGCCUGGAUUCCAGAGGAGAAAGACGGACGUCCUUCCUCACCUAAAGCAGCAGAUCCUCAAAAUCCAGAGAAGCCACCACUGUCUGACCUGCUGGAUGAUGUGUUCGCUUUGCCUGCAGAUGGUCCCGAUUCACCCAUCGUUCUGUCGUCCCCUUCAUCCCCAUUCACUCUUUGGGCGGAGCCGUGCUCAGAACUGCAAUCCCCAAGGCCUCCCUCGAGAAUUGGCCCCCAAAUAACGCCUAAUAACGCUUUGGCCGAGAACCGGGAUUUUGAGAGAAGAAGGCAUACGUGUCCUGAGCCGAUCUCAUCUGUGGACUUUCCCUCUCUGUUGCCAGAAGCGUCAUCCGCCACCUUCAAGGAGACGCUUCCAGAACUGGGCUUGUCGCCAAAUAUUAGGAUUCCUUCUGAGGUCCGUCCUGCUUUCCAAUCUGAUGGCCUCUCUCCACCCCUUAACGGGUCUGCAAAAGCGAUGAGCCCUUGCACGCUCUCUCCAACUAGGGAAAAGCAGGGAAGGAAAUCUUGCAGUCCCCAAGAAACUCAGGGUGUCCGAGAGAGCUCCCCAAUAAAAGCCCCCAGCUCCCCUCCUUCCUUGCCCGGAGAGGAACAUCCCUCUACGGACAGCAAAAGUCUUGUUGCUGAAACCAGCCCAUUUAGUAAACCUGGGAACACAGAGGACACCUCUUUGGAUCAGAGACCUGAACCAAUAACUAAAAUGAUAAGCCCAAGUCGUAAGAGGAAGGAUUUAGAGAGAUGCCCAUCGCCUGCCUUCUCUUCCAAUAAUCCCCUAUGCUUCUCACACGCUGUAGUUCUGUGCCAAAAACUGGCUGUCUCCCCCCUUCUCCACAAGCCUCUUUCAGACAGCUCUCCCGUAGACCAAGGCCCCAAGAGGCCCCCAAGUGGCAUUGCUUCAGCAGAGGAAGCUGCAGAUCCACAGCCUGCGCUCCUCUCAAGCCCCACCAGGCACGAUCGGGCCUCCUCCCCGCUUGCAAUCUCAAAGUCAGGCUCUUGCGCUUAUGCGUUGCGUUGCACCGCCGACAGGCGGCAGCGGAAAGCUGCAGCCCGGCUUGAGAAGGAGGAAAAGAUGGCUACGUCCCAAACUCCCGGGGCAACGGCUGCUCCACUGACCUAUGAGGUGGAGCUUGAAAUGCAAGCUUCCGGUCUGCCCAAGCUCCGCAUCAGAAAGGUGGCAUCCGAGGCUGUGCAGCUGCAGCUGCCUCCUGUUUCGUGUGACACACUCAAGGGAGAGGAAAACGAUCACGCGGCGGGGGAUGUUUCGGUGGCCUGGUGUAGCAGGCACCCAGAGAAAUUGGAACCGCUGUCCAUCUCGCCGUCCUGUGUCCGCUCUGCCCACAAUACCCCUGGGAAGUUUGGGAUUGCUGGGCAGACUUACAUAUGCCACUCCUAUUCACCCACGCUCUGCACCUCGUCUACGGCUUCCCCGUCCCAGGGCAGCACCGGUGUCGCUUGGACCCCGUCUCCAAAACGUAACGGGAAGGUGACCCCCGAGGCCAUCAAAGACUGGCCACGGAGGAAAAGGGCCGCGGUCAGCUGCAACCGAAGCGAAAGGCCAGCAGAAGCGGUUGGAGAAGAGCCAGCCCCACAUCCUGGGGGCAAGGAAGCAUUAGAACUCUGCAGUCACAGGAAGGCUCAGCCCUUGGGAGACCCGGAACUUGAAGGAAUAGAUAAGUUUCUAGAUCAGUCACUUGGCAGCGAUACAGAAGGCAACAAGGAGGAGAACCUCUUCAGAAACGCUCUGGGGCUAGAGUCUAGGAAAAGGGCUCUGGAGCCAAGAUCACUGGGUGAGGAGGCUAGUCAGGAAAUGAAAAGGCCGUGCCUAAUAAAAGAGAACCCCAGAGUCGCCGUCUGCUCAACUGAACCGCUGAGCAUGGGAGAACAGACAGUCUCCUCAAAGUCAACAAUCCUGGAGGACAUCUUCAGCUUCUCAGAUACGACUCCACCUAAAUCUUCAGGAAAAGGUGUCAUCUCUGCAAGUGGCCUUUGGGCACUGGAACAGUCCCCACUUCUCUAUAAAGGCCCUCCUACAUCCCAGAGGAAGCGCCCAGACGCAGAAGACUCGGAGACGUUUGCAGCUGCCUACGAGGAUGUCUCUCUUUUCCGCACCAGGCCAGGCAGAAAGAGAUCCAUUACCAGGACCUACUCACGGAAAAGGCCGCUCUGCUGAAUCGGGAUGGCCGGUGGGAAUAUGCUGGAGCCAGACAUUCAACCUCUCUGAGACAGCUUUGCAAUCCAAAACCAGGAUUCAGCCACCAAAAGGCAUUGCUGGGUGUGGCUGACAGUUCCAAGAACAUCAGAAAGGGACUCUGUGUUUCUUGGCACUUCUGCUGAAUUCCAAAAACUGGGUUGGACUUUAACUCCCAUAAUCCCCCCAGCCAGCAUGACUGGCUGGGGAAUUCUGGGAGCUGGAAGUCCACACGUUUUAAAAUGGCCGAAGUUGGUGACCCCUGCUGGUACUGUAUAUAGGUUUUUAAAGUAAGGGCUGUGCCACCGUAUGGCCUUUCCAAGGUUUUCAGCGGAAAUAUCCAGAAUGGAGAACAGUGAAAGCAACCACUUUUAAAUUGUUCGUUUGUAAAAUAAAUUAAUUUUUUUUUUGACUGAUUUUUCAAA